AUUAUUUAGCUGUUGUGUUAAGGCUUACAAUUUGAAUGACCACCUCAAAAUAUAUCAACUUUAUUCUAAAAAAAACCCCAACCUUUCACACUUUUAUUUUGAAGCUUUAUUCGGAAGUAGUAUGUCUGCCAAUGACUUUGUCACCCGCAGAAGCAGCAGCAGCAGCAGCAGAAGUCAGUCGGUCUUGUAGUAACGUUACUUCUGAAGUGUUGCUAACAGCGCGUAGUACCGGUCAGCGUACUUUCUGACCGUUAACGGGAACUCAGUUUGUCGUCGUUGGUGUGAUGGAACUGGACAAAAUGGACGAGAACGACUGGAAGUAUCACGGAGAGGGAAACAAGAGCCUGGUGGUCUCACACGUACAGCUCUCCAGAGUCUUGCGCCUGCUCAAGUAUCCGGCCGAGGACUCUGAAAACCCACCACAGACAGUGGAGCAGGCCUUCAGGCAGAUCCAGAACAUUGUGGAUUUCAGCUCCAACGUGAUGAGCAGCCUGCUGGGGGAGAAGUUCAUCCACAGCGGGGAAGUGGUCAAGUUGCCGCUGGAGUUUGUGCGACAGCUGUCAAUCAAAGUUCAACAUCAGAGACCAGCCUGGCGCUGUGACAAAGUGAUGGACAUCUACAGCGGCUGUGCUCUCUGUCUGCCCAACCUGACGUCUCCAGUCCUCCACCUGCCAACACACACGGCUCCACUCUGCAUUGAGAUCAAGCCAAAAUGUGGCUUCCUGCCGUCCUCCAAGCACGUCAGCAAAGACAUUAAGACCAAAGUGUGCCGCUUCUGCAUGCACCAGCACUACAAGGUGGCCAAUGGGAAAUGGAAGAGGCCGAGUCUGUACUGUCCUCUGGACCUGUUCUCAGGUAACCGACAUAGAAUGGACUUUGCCAUCAGACACCUGAUCGAAGAACCUCAGAACAACUUCAAAAUCUUCAAGGGUGGACAGUGCAUCUACAGCAGUAAGGAGGUCAGUGACGACUCGAUGGACCUGAACGCUCUGCUGCAUCAUCUCAGACCGUACUUCCUGCAUGGAAACACCCGAAUCAACAGUCACAUGACCAGCAAGGCCGUCCUGAACGACUUGAUCCAAGUCCUGGCGAACGCUCUGCUGAGUGGAGAUGGAGGAGGAGACAGGAAGGUGGUGGUGGACACACGAGGAGGAGGGCGCAGCUUCUGUGAAGCCAGUCUGCUCAACAAGGAGAGGAUCCGCCACGGCUCUGAGGGUUUACCCAGCGACAGCGUUCUGUUCAGGAUCCUUCAGACCCAGAUGUUGGACACGCUGGACAUCGAAGGACUUUUCCCUCUGUACCGCCGGGUGGAACAACACCUGCAGGACUUCCCCAAGGAGAGGGGCACCGUCUGGUCUCCGGCAUCACUCCCUGUCUGUGUCAGGACCAGUCUUCAGGUGGAGGGGCCGUACAACGAGGCCUUCCUGGAGAAGCUGCAGAAAUGUCCGACCGAGGACGACGGCUCGGUGGAGUAUGCCGUCGCCAAGGUCCACCAGUACCGCGUCGCCAUGACGGCCAAGGACUGCUCCAUCAUGGUCGCUCUGGUGCCCAGAAGUGAGGAGGAUGAGGAUGAAGGUCUCUCCACUCAGAGGCGGCUCAGGGACUUCCUCUCCCCCAGGCCGCCGGCUCUCUCUUACUCCGUCUCCAUCUUGGAUCUGGACCCGAAGCCCUUCGACAGCAUCCCCAGCCAGCUGCGCCUGGACCAGAAGAUCGUCUCCUGCUACCUGAGGACCGGCGGUGCCUUGCCAAAGGGCUCCCUGUCGCCGCACCCCGGGAUCUUCGCGGCUGCAGAGAGGGAGGACUGCACGCUGCUCUUUCACCCCGUGUGAAAUCCCUCCAGAGUAAGAGGCCAAACGACUGACUAAAUGCCCCCCCGCCCCUCACGUUAGAAACCGAGGCGCUGCGUUGAUGCUGAGAUCUUAGAAUCUCUUCGGACUGGCGCCGCUCGUCCCAGACUCUACGGGAGCACCUUUCUCACUCGGCUGGUGUUAACAAAUUAAAAGCUCAACUAAUCUCCAGGAAACCACCACAAACUCAUCCGACGUUGAAGCAACUUUUUAGAUCCGUUCUGUUACGGAUUCUAGACUCAACGUUCCCUCGGGAGGGGAAUCCCUUCGGCCCGUCGUGAUACAUAUUUAUUUAAAAAAAACGUCCUCUUUGGUGACGAAGCAUUGAGGCGACGGUUAGAAAAAGGAACGCGAUGGUGAGGAAAGCAGGUCGAUGGCUUGAUAACGUAGGUAAAAUGUGAUUUCCUGAAUGUAGGCGGGGCCUCAGGUAGAGGGGGGCGGAGGUGCGGCGUCACUGUGGUAACGAAAGCCCUAGUUGCCAUAGCUACAGCCACAGCUGGGCUCGAUGUGAGUCUUGGAGACGGUUGAGCGGAUGUCACAUUGUUUAAUAGAAUGAGGUGUGGUCGAGUUUGGUUGUUCUGGAAACCGUCAUCGGACUUUGAGAGCCAAAUCAUUUUUUUUCUCAAGUUGAACCUUUUUGGUCGAAUGUAAUUUUCUUUUUAGGGAGGAGGAGUUGAUAAAUGUUAAAGAGGUUCACUCACACAAAAAAAGCCUUUGCUCUUCCUCCCAGAGAAAUCAAUCCACUUAUGAUUUUAAUUCCUGUAGGUUCAGAUAUUUUUGAAGUUGUGCCGCGAUAUAGUUCUCACCGCUUUAAAUUUUUUUAGAAAUCACUUACGACAAGUUCCUCUACAAAAGACAAUAGUGACAUGUUUUAAUUGGAACAAUUACUUCCUCUAAAAACAACUUUGAUAUAACCUUAUUUGUUCUAUUUGUAUCAACACAAACUAAAUUUGUGGCAGAUUUCUUGAAAUAAAACCCCAAAAAUGUGCCAGGGGAGAUUUCACUGGAGGGAAGAGGAAUAAUAACCACUCAGUGGCCACUUCAUUAGGUACACCGUAAUAACUAAGUACACGAGCCCUAAUUUUUACCUUUAAGAUGUAUUGUUCAUCUUGUUUAUUGUCAGAGAGGUUAUGUUACAUGGAACGCUGGACAAUAGCUCCAAAAGGAGUUUAAUUAACACCUGAGUAUUCUGACACUAGCGACAGCUGUUUGUCUUAGGUCAGGUGGGGGGGG
Pungitius pungitius (ninespine stickleback) is the source of this 3080-nucleotide messenger RNA. It is a transcript of the gene ippk, whose product is annotated as inositol 1,3,4,5,6-pentakisphosphate 2-kinase. Gene Ontology annotation, biological process: inositol phosphate biosynthetic process. Bases 285 to 1829 code for a protein of 514 amino acids. NCBI's taxonomy places the organism in Eukaryota, Metazoa, Chordata, Actinopteri, Perciformes, Gasterosteidae. The record is from RefSeq and is a predicted model, not a curated record. The transcript has 14 exons. Gene Ontology annotation, cellular component: nucleus. Gene Ontology annotation, molecular function: inositol-1,3,4,5,6-pentakisphosphate 2-kinase activity; ATP binding.